Messenger RNA from Drosophila albomicans, 2265 nucleotides. It is a transcript of the gene Trap1, whose product is annotated as heat shock protein 75 kDa, mitochondrial. The coding region runs from base 116 to 2176 and encodes 686 amino acids. Gene Ontology annotation, biological process: protein folding. NCBI's taxonomy places the organism in Eukaryota, Metazoa, Arthropoda, Insecta, Diptera, Drosophilidae. The transcript is spliced from 3 exons. Gene Ontology annotation, cellular component: mitochondrial inner membrane. The record is from RefSeq and is a predicted model, not a curated record. Gene Ontology annotation, molecular function: protein kinase binding; ATP binding; ATP-dependent protein folding chaperone.
AUGUGCGACCGGACAGUUAAAUAACACAUAUUUCCAAUUAGUUUUCAAAAAAGAAACAAUAGUGUUUUACUUUUAUAAAUUCGACAAAAGUUCGUGUUGUAAGUCAUAGAUCAAAAUGAGCGUGCGUGCUUUUGGAGGACUUCUAAAGUCUCGUCAAGUAAUUCGCUUGGCCAGCGUUUGCCGGCAAACAAAUCGCACUCUGAGUUGGACUCGAGCGGCUCCUCUCUUGGUGCAACAAAAGACAGCUCUACCGAAGCGGCAUUUGGCCACUGCAGCAGAAAGUUCGAAGACGGUCGAUAAGCACGAGUUCCAAGCGGAAACCCGUCAAUUGCUGGACAUUGUAGCACGUUCCCUCUACUCGGAUCACGAGGUAUUUGUACGCGAGUUGAUCUCGAACGCUAGCGAUGCCCUGGAAAAGUUCCGCUACACAUCUCUCAGCACCACAGCCGAAUCGGAAUUAGCCGCCAAGGAUCGUCCGCUUGAGAUACGGAUUACCACAGACAAGCCGCAGAUGCAGCUGAUCAUUCAGGACACUGGUAUUGGCAUGACACGCGAGGAGCUGGUCAGCAAUCUGGGCACCAUUGCGCGCAGUGGCUCCAAGCAGUUUCUGGAGCAGCUGAAGAAUGAUCCAAGUAAGGCAAAGGACUCGGGAUCCAAUAUUAUUGGCCAGUUUGGCGUGGGCUUCUACUCCUCGUUCAUAGUGGCCCAACGUGUCGAGGUGUUUACGCGAGCCGCUGAUCCCAAGGCGCCCGGUUUGCGCUGGUCCACAGACGGCAGUGGCAGCUAUGAGAUCGAGGAGGUGGCGGACGUGGAGCAUGGCACCAAGAUUGUGCUGCAUCUGAAGACCGAGUGCCGUGAGUAUGCGGAUGAGGAUCGCAUUCGUGCUGUCAUCAAGAAGUACAGCAACUUUGUGGGCUCUCCCAUUCUGCUGAACGGCAAGCAGGCGAAUGAGAUUAAGCCGUUGUGGCUGAUGGAUCCACAGAGCACCACCAAGGAGCAGCACCAGGACUUCUACCGCUUCAUCAGCAACAGCUUCGACACGCCUCGCUUCACGCUUCACUACAACGCUGACGUUCCGCUGAGCAUCCAUGCGCUGCUCUACUUCCCCGAGGGCAAACCGGGACUCUUUGAAAUGUCGCGUGACGGCAGCACUGGCGUCGCUUUGUACACGCGUAAGGUGCUCAUUCAGUCGAAGACUGAGCAUCUGUUGCCCAAGUGGCUGCGCUUUGUCAAGGGCGUCGUAGACUCUGAGGAUAUACCCUUGAAUUUAAGCCGAGAGCUGCUGCAGAACAACAAUCUCAUUCGCAAGCUGUCCAGCGUGAUCUCGAGUCGUGUCAUUCGCUUUCUGCAGGAACGAGCCAAGAAGCAGCCAGAGGAAUAUGAGGCAUUUUAUCGCGACUACGGUCUUUUCCUUAAGGAAGGUAUUGUCACCUCCAACGAUCCGGCCGAGAAGGAGGAGAUUGCCAAGCUGUUGCGUUUCGAGUCCUCCAAGUCGGAGACAGGUCGCAUUUCACUCGAGGAGUACUACAAAGAGGUGGGCGACGACCACAAGGACAUCUACUACCUGGCUGCACCGAAUCGAGUGCUAGCUGAGGCAUCGCCAUACUACGAGAACCUUAAGAAGCGCAACGAGCUGGUUCUCUUCUGCUACGAACCCUACGAUGAACUGGUCCUCAUGCAGUUGGGUCAGUUCAAGAGCAAGAAGCUCGUGUCAGUUGAGAAAGAGAUGCGCAACGAGUCCAAGGAUCCAGCUGCACUCGAAGACUUUGGCCAGGGCAGCUUGCUGCGUUCCGAGUUGGAUAGCCUAAUACCCUGGCUGCAGGAUCAGCUUAAGGGUCAGGUGGCGAAGGUAAAGGCCACCACACGUCUGGAUACACAUCCGUGUGUCAUCACCGUCGAGGAGAUGGCUGCAGCUCGGCAUUUCAUACGCACUCAGAGUCAUCAAGUGCCCGAAGAGAAUCGUUUUGCUCUGUUGCAACCCGAGCUAGAAAUCAAUCCCAAGCAUCCCAUUAUCAAGAAACUGAACGCCUUGCGCGAGAGCGAACCCGAAUUGGCACUAUUAAUCACCAAGCAGCUGUUCGCCAAUGCCAUGGUGGGCGCAGGACUUGCGGAAGAUCCUCGUAUGCUGCUGACCAACAUGAACAGCUUAUUGACAAAAGCUUUAGAGAAAUAUUAAGCACAGAGUGUGUUAUUUCCAAAUUUAUAGAGAUCCAUAUAUAUGUAAUAAUAUUAAUAGUUAAAAUGUAACAAUUACCAAAUACACGA